AAGCCCAAAUAUCGAACAAUGCGGUCGAUUAUCGCUCAACAGUAGGUUUAAAUGCUUUAAAACCCAACCGUGCUUUUAUACUUUAAUUCUUUAAUCUCCUGUAAGUAAAUCGAUUUAAAGGUCUGAGUUUUCAACGGCGCAUAGUGAACGUUAUGUCACACUGGAUCGUUUAAGAACUGUUCCGAAUAGCGACGUCGCCUUAACGACACAACAGUAGCAAAAUGGCGGCGCUCAGUAUGGGAGCGUUUGGCGCGUACAAGCAAGCUUACAGCCGCUAUAAACAAGAAUUAGAACAGAGAGAAAAGGAGCUUGAAGAAGGCGAGGAGAAUCCGGAAGUUGAGACUGUGUGGAUAACAAAACGAUACGUUCCGACGGAUUUACGUUCAACGGCUCCCGUGCCGAGGCACAAGUUGCUGGCACCUAAGCAACUUCCGUUUCCCGACCGCCACUGGAUUCCAAGCCUGGACCCGCCACUCCGAAGCUUCGAGCGAGCGCACUCUGAAUUCAUCUAUACGUCACAUCCGUCGACGCGCUGUGAGGACUACUCCACCUUGCGGCAGAUGCUGCCGUCCCGAGGAAGCGUCUACAAGCUGAACCCUCCCAACUGGGGCACCUAUUAUUCACUGCCACCCCUAAUUGCGGAGAAUUCCCCGAAACGGUUCCCUCUUGUUAACAGCCCUAUGACGAGAUAUGUGGAUGACAUGCACUUAACGAAUCGGCUCUUCAAACUUCAUUAACUCCACCAACUGCCGUCAUCGAUCUCAUCUUUCGUCUGCGUGAUGCAAUUAUUGUGUGUUCAUUUCUAUUGUCAGUAUUUUCUUUAGGCAAACUUAUUGUAGAAACAGUAUUUGAAUGUUAUUUAUUAAGAAUCACAAAUGAAAAUUUACCUUUGGAAGUAUGUGUAACCUACGUUUCACUAUCUUCUAACAUGUAUGUUUGUAUAGAGCGAUAUUUUACAACUUGCAUGUAAACAGUAUUAUGGAUUUUAUUUAAUUUGAAAUAUUGAAAAUGAAAAUGAAAAAUAUAUUUAUUAUAAACAUG
Messenger RNA from Dreissena polymorpha, 1041 nucleotides. RefSeq lists its product as uncharacterized. NCBI's taxonomy places the organism in Eukaryota, Metazoa, Mollusca, Bivalvia, Myida, Dreissenidae. The record is from RefSeq and is a predicted model, not a curated record. The coding region runs from base 222 to 737 and encodes 171 amino acids. The transcript has 2 exons.